CGUGCAACGACUAGUACAAUUCGGAAACGGAUUUCAAUGGACCUGCUGAUGCAAUUACUGGUGAUAGGGGGAGUGCUGGAACUAGGGGGCACGCAUGUGUUACGGUCAAUCAAUGAACAGCGCAUGCAUCCACUAUUCACGAUGACAAUGGAGCAGACGGCGCGUCAAAAACGUGCAAUGCCGAAACUAUAUUUUGAUGCGAGCACAGCGGAGGAGCGAUAUGGCGAGUAUUGGUUGGGUCAGGCACAACAGACGCUGGAGCAACAGCUGGAGACCAAGACGCAACUAAACACCCAUCUGGCCAAGAAUAUAAUGCUUUUCCUUGGUGAUGGCAUGUCGAUACCAACCAUUAGCGCCGGUCGACUUUAUCUAGGGGGCGAGGAGAAGCAGUUCGCCUUCGAGCAGUUCCCUUAUGUUGGUCUGAGCAAAACCUACUGUGCCAACAUGCAGGUAGCCGAUUCGGCGUGCACGGCCACGGCUUAUUUGGGCGGUGUGAAGGGAAAUUACGGCACGGUUGGAGUCAGUGCUGCUGUCCCGCUAAAUGAUUGUCAUGCGCAGGCGCUACGGGAACACCAUGUGUCCUCUAUAGCAGCAUGGGCACAAGAGCAGGGAAUGGCUACUGGCCUCAUCACCACCACGGCCGUGACGCAUGCCUCUCCAGCAGGCGUCUACGCACACGCUGCUAAUAGGAACUGGGAAAACGACGCCGAGGUCCUAUCGGACAAUGGAGAUCCGUCCAUUUGCCCAGACAUAGCAAUGCAGCUAAUUCACGGCCAAGUGGGGCAGAAGCUGAACGUUAUCUUGGGUGGCGGACGCGAGAAUUUCUUACCACAAAGCGCUACAGAUGCUAAGGGCGCUCCAGGUCGCAGGUUAGAUGGACGAAAUCUCAUCGCGGAAUGGAAGCAGCAACACACCAAUAGCGCUCACUUUGUUCAGACGCGGGACGAACUGAUGAGUCUAUCUAAUCGAACUUCUCGAGUUUUGGGUCUCUUUGCGCCUUAUCACAUGCCCUAUCAUCUGGACGCCAAUGCGCAAGAGCAGCCCACACUGGCGGAGAUGGUGCACGUGGCGCUGGAUAUACUGAAGCGUCAGAGCGCGGGACGUGGCUACUUCCUAUUCGUCGAGGGUGGUCGCAUUGAUCACGGACAUCACGAUACUAUGGCAUUACGCGCCAUCGAUGAAACAGCAGAGUUUGACAAGGCUGUUCAUACGGGGCGUAGCCAAACCAGCGUGGAGGACACUCUGAUUGUUGUUACAUCGGAUCACUCGCACACCAUGUCGUUAGCAGGAUAUUCCAGCCGCAAGAACAACAUUUUCGGCAUUAAUAACGGCCAGCUGGGUGCCGACGGCCUGCCCUACGCCACUCUUAGCUAUGCCAAUGGGCCCGGCUAUAGUACAAAUGUCUUACGGGAGGGCAGUGAAGUCAAACGAAAGAAUCUGCGUGCCAUCAACAUGAAGAACAAUGACUUCAUGUUCCCUUCCAUGGUUCCACUGCCCUCGGAAACACACGGUGGCGAUGACGUUGCAGUCUUUGCCAGUGGCCCCUACGCACAUCUCCUCACGGGUGCCUACGAGCAAAACUUUAUACCCCAUGCCAUGGGGUAUGCAUCUUGUUUAGGCGUGAAAAAAAGCCGUAGCAUGUGUACGGACAAUGGUAUUGAGCGUCGACCACGAUGAGGCCUUACAUGGCUAAGACAACAACAGUAAUUACAAUAAUUUAUGAAAAUAUGAUUAGGGUAGCUUAAUAAGUUAUAUUUGUAAAUUCUUAUAUACAUACAUACAUAUGUAUGUAUGUACAUAUUUAUAAGCAUAUUUAUGGAUCAUCAGGCUUAAGCAGCUUAAUAAUCAGAAAGAUUGUAAGACAAAUGUUUAAAAAUAUUUGUGAAACUAUAUUUUAUAAGAUGCUGGAGAACAAGAGAAAUUGAUUUCUAAGCUUAUUAGAGUAGGGAAAACCAGUACGGACUAGUAGGAUAAUUAAUCGAAUUAAAUCAUAAAUUAAAUGAAGAAAUAAAACCACACAACCGAAACCUAAUAAACGAAAUUGUUAUAAAACAAGUGGAAAAGCUAAAG
This is a messenger RNA of Scaptodrosophila lebanonensis, 2070 nucleotides long. Its product is annotated as alkaline phosphatase. Lineage: Eukaryota; Metazoa; Arthropoda; Insecta; Diptera; Drosophilidae. Gene Ontology annotation, biological process: dephosphorylation. The record is from RefSeq and is a predicted model, not a curated record. The transcript has 2 exons. The coding region runs from base 37 to 1677 and encodes 546 amino acids. Gene Ontology annotation, molecular function: alkaline phosphatase activity.